AUAAAAAUACCUUCAGUCAUUCCCAGUGCCUGGCCCAUACAGAGGCACAGCUCCCAGUGUAUUGACACUCCAUGGGAUCUUCUCACCAUCAGCAUGACCUUGACCUAUCUAAGAAUGAUGCCAAGUAGAAAAUGGGUUGCCUCUCUGGGUGUGUGUCUGCAGGAAGAGCAGACUGUUUCCCACUGUUGAGUAAGUUCCUCCAGGCCAGUCCUGUCUGCAGACACUUGUACCAGCUCUUUCCCGAGGUGCACUCACACCUUCUUCCCUUCGGGUGAGGGGCUCAAAUGACCCUCUUACUGGUGAGGUUUCCUGGUGAGGUCCACUGUCCCUAAAAGUUCAAUACACACCCUCUUCCCUUGCUCUUUUAUUUUUUUCUCCUUAAUUCUACUCUUUCUAACUCAUUCUGUUCCCUUAGCUUGCCUAUUAUCUGUUGGCCCCACUGAAUGCAAGCUCCAUGAGGGCUGAGAUUUUUUUGUUCUCUUCAUUCCCAUAUCCCCAAAGCCUAGAACAAUGCCUGGCACCUAGUCGGUGUUGAAUAAAUACUUGGGGAAUAAUGGAAUGAUGUGUGAUAGGCUGUUCUGAUUUUCUUCCUCUAAAGCCUGACUUCCUCUAACUGCCCAAAUAGGGUUCAUAAAUAUCCUAUCAGAGUGAAUAGUCACCUGCCUCCUUGCUGAGAAAUCAUGAAAGGAUGGGAUGAGUAAUGACAUCCUACAGGUAGAAAAUACUUCUCAGCCUCAUCACCAUUCGUCAUCAAAAGUAAGUUCUUGAACAAUAAACGAGGCAUUUUUUUCUUCAUUACAUAGAGGAAAUGGUAGCGAUAUUGGCUGACCCAGUCCGAGGAAAUGGCAGGAAUGUUUGUGGAAGGGCUGCUGGACUCCCCAUUGACCUUGCUGGGUCGCCUGAGCAAGUCAGAAAAACCCCAGGUUGGUGGGAAGAGAAGCCACUCACACCUGCUCAUGGCUGGAGCUGUCACCCAUGGUCAGGAGUUGCUGGAAGUUUGAAUUGUCCUGACCUGGAAGGCAGGCGGCAUGCUGGUGAGCUCAGGCCAUGUGGAAAGGAGCCCUGAGAAAGGAUCUGUUCAGUGUUGGUGAAUUCAUCAAGACCUCAUUUCGCAUCUGAGGAGGACAUCGCUACUUUCCUUUUAAAACAGAGGCAUCCCUGAAGAAUUAAUGCUAGGAUGCUGUUCCUCAGAGCAAGGUUGAAAACCCGUGAAUUGGAUGACGACCAUUUAUGUAUGCAUGAUUCUAAAUGAGAAAGAAUUUUGUUAACACUUGGGAGUUGUCCUUCAGCAGAAUGAGGAAAAGCUAAGGGAAGUAGAAAUAGAUUAUUACACAGAUCACUAUACAGUCUGACAACACCCAAUGCAGACACAAAAAUACAAUGAUGAUCUUUGCCAAUGAUGAUCUGUUCUGUUCUCCUCUCCUACACAUUCUGAAGUUUAAAUCCUGGACUUAAACUGUUCUCCUUCAUCCUAUUUGGAUGGGAAACCCCCAAAAAACCCAAUGUUUGUGUGUUUGUUGCUUUGAAAGGAAUGAGAUGGGGAAGGCAUGUCUGAGCUUAGUGAACGGAGCUGGUCUCAGCUCUCCAAUCCCUGGGGUCUACGGACGUUCUCUGCUCCUUUGGGAAACAGGCCAAUUCAGACCACUCUUUUCCAGGCUUCUCUUAAUUGCUGUGAUUCUGGCUAUAAACCCUUCCUGAGACUUAACAUUUAUCCUAGAGUCUUUCCUAAUUAACUCUAAUAUUUUCUAGAAAUCACUUCCCUUCUAGAAUGAACUGAUAAUGGUUUGUCACAGAACUAAGUUGCGUAUCACUGAGUGAGAAUGAUGUUUCAUCUCCUAGAUCAGGCCUGGAGACAUAUAUGUCCUAGGAAAACUCUCAGAUACAGAAGAAGUUUCCAUCUGUACCUCCAUGAAAUUGAUUUUUAUUUCUUUCUUUCUUUCUUUUUGCAAAGAGAAGAACUGCUCUUAAGUCCCUGUGUAAUAUACCAAUUACUUCAAUAUAAUACCCUUCUAAAUUGCAAAAACAUUAUCAUUUUUCUUGUGAAUCAUUGUUUGAACCUAGUUAGUAUAUUUUGAUACCAGGAAUAACCAGUCUGUCUGCCAGGGGAAGUUACAAAGAUUUCAAGAUUGUUACAGCACUAUGAGUAAGUCCUGGUAUGUUGCCUUUGCAUCCACAGAGGAGCACUUUCAUUUAUUAAUUUAUUUGUAAAUUAGAAUUAUUAAUAUACUCCAGAGUUAAUAGCCCGAGGUUGAUAGAAACCACUUGGAGGGAAAACUAAUGCAGGAACAGAAAACCAAAUACUGCAUGUUCUCAUUUAUAAGUGGGAGCUAACAUUGAGUACAUAUGGAUGCAAAGAAGGGAACAACAGACACUGGGAAAGGAGAGGAUCAAAAGACUCCCUGUGGAGAACUGUGCUUAUUGCCUGGGUGAUGAAAUAAUCUGUACACCAAACCUCGCUAACAUGCAGUCUACCUACAUAACAAACCUGCCCAUGUACCCCUGAACCUACAAUUAAAGUUAAAAAAAAAAAGUUAAGGGCCAGGCUUAAAGGCUCAUGCCUAUAAUCCCAGCACUUUGGGAGGCCGAGGCGGGCAGAUCACCUGAGCUCAGGAGUUUGAGGCCAGCCUGGCCAACAUGGUGAAACCCCAUCUCUACUAAAAAUACAAAAUUAGCCAGGCAUGGUGGUGGGCGCCUGUAAUCCCAGCUACUUGAGAGGCUGAGGCAGGAGAGUUACUUGAAUCCGGGAGGCGGAGGUUGCAGUGAGACACUGCACUCCAGCAUGGGCAACAGAGUGAGACUCGGUCUCAGAAAAUGAAGUUAAGAAAAAAUAAAUACCUGGUCAUUAAAAAUCUGUGCCUAAUAGUAUGCCUUAUAUACUUGGGGAAGAAAAGGGAAACCACUCGGAGAGGAUGGUGCAGUGUUAUCAGUUUGGUCCUGGAAAUCAGCAUGAUCUCAAAAUUCACCAAGCUCAAUCAUUAAGUGGCCGCUGGUCUACCAUCAUCAGGGGAGCGUAGCAGCUUGCGUUGGUUUGGCCAAUUGAUUGAGAUCCAGUUCUAAUGUCAUCCUUAUAAAUGUCUCCAUUGGGAGAGGGUGCUUGGGUUUGCUGGACAGCAGCCCCUGCUCCCUCUCUAAGUAAUAAAACUUUCUGGGUUUCUGGCAUGCUUAUACCUUAAUAAUCCUUGCUGCCUCAAGACAUGGGAAAAUGCAUUUGUAAAAAGUGAGACACUCUGUGUAUGUUGGAUAACACUGGCUGCUUUGGAAUCAAACCCCAAAUGCUCAGUGGGUUACCAUAUUAGAAGCGUGUUUUCCUUCUGUAUGAUGCUCUGAGGCUCUAGGCUGCAGGUGGCCUUCCUCCAUACAGUGAGUUAGGACCAGAUGCCAUGCCUGACACCUCCAUCUCCUAAAACCGUGGGAUACUCUAAUCUCAGCUGGCAGAUGGGGAAAGAAAGGAUAUGAAGAAGGAAUACUCGCUUAAAUACCAUCAGCCAAAAGUGACCUAUAUCACUUUUGUUCAUGUUCUAGUGCCAAGAAUGUCAUACAGCCCACCCAGGUACAUGGGGGCUGGGCAGCCCUUCUAGAGCACAGAAGGGGAGCAUAACUUUGCUGGGGAGUUGGCUGACCCUGCCACACCCGGUUGUUUAGAGGCACCCGGUUGUUUAGACCCUGCCACACCGUGGAAUUUAGAGACAAGGGUACCCAUUUCCCAUGGUGUUCAGCAGUUGCAGCAGGAAGGACUUGGAGACCAGCCUGGAGAAAGGAAUGGGGGUGUGCCUGUUUAACCUGCCGGAAGUCAGGGAGUCUUUCGGGGGCCAGAAGUGUGGGAACAGAUUUGUGGAAGAAGGAGAGGAGUGUGACUGUGGGGAGCCAGAGGAAUGUAUGAAUCGCUGCUGCAAUGCCACCACCUGUACCCUGAAGCCGGACGCUGUGUGCGCACAUGGGCUGUGCUGUGAAGACUGCCAGCUGAAGCCUGCAGGAACAGCGUGCAGGGACUCCAGCAACUCCUGUGACCUCCCAGAGUUCUGCACAGGGGCCAGCCCUCACUGCCCAGCCAACGUGUACCUGCACGAUGGGCACUCAUGUCAGGAUGUGGACGGCUACUGCUACAAUGGCAUCUGCCAGACUCACGAGCAGCAGUGUGUCACGCUCUGGGGACCAGGUGCUAAACCUGCCCCUGGGAUCUGCUUUGAGAGAGUCAAUUCUGCAGGUGAUCCUUAUGGCAACUGUGGCAAAGUCUCGAAGAGUUCCUUUGCCAAAUGCGAGAUGAGAGAUGCUAAAUGUGGAAAAAUCCAGUGUCAAGGAGGUGCCAGCCGGCCAGUCAUUGGUACCAAUGCCGUUUCCAUAGAAACAAACAUCCCCCUGCAGCAAGGAGGCCGGAUUCUGUGCCGGGGGACCCACGUGUACUUGGGCGAUGACAUGCCGGACCCAGGGCUUGUGCUUGCAGGCACAAAGUGUGCAGAUGGAAAAAUCUGCCUGAAUCGUCAAUGUCAAAAUAUUAGUGUCUUUGGGGUUCACGAGUGUGCAAUGCAGUGCCACGGCAGAGGGGUGUGCAACAACAGGAAGAACUGCCACUGCGAGGCCCACUGGGCACCUCCCUUCUGUGACAAGUUUGGCUUUGGAGGAAGCACAGACAGCGGCCCCAUCCGGCAAGCAGAUAACCAAGGUUUAACCAUAGGAAUUCUGGUGACCAUCCUGUGUCUUCUUGCUGCCGGAUUUGUGGUUUAUCUCAAAAGGAAGACCUUGAUACGACUGCUGUUUACAAAUAAGAAGACCACCAUUGAAAAACUAAGGUGUGUGCGCCCUUCCCGGCCACCCCGUGGCUUCCAACCCUGUCAGGCUCACCUCGGCCACCUUGGAAAAGGCCUGAUGAGGAAGCCGCCAGAUUCCUACCCACCGAAGGACAAUCCCAGGAGAUUGCUGCAGUGUCAGAAUGUUGACAUCAGCAGACCCCUCAACGGCCUGAAUGUCCCUCAGCCCCAGUCAACUCAGCGAGUGCUUCCUCCCCUCCACCGGGCUCCACGUGCACCUAGCGUCCCUGCCAGACCCCUGCCAGCCAAGCCUGCACUUAGGCAGGCCCAGGGGACCUGUAAGCCAAACCCCCCUCAGAAGCCUCUGCCUGCAGAUCCUCUGGCCAGAACAACUCGGCUCACUCAUGCCUUGGCCAGGACCCCAGGACAAUGGGAGACUGGGCUCCGCCUGGCACCCCUCAGACCUGCUCCACAAUAUCCACACCAAGUGCCCAGAUCCACCCACACCGCCUAUAUUAAGUGAGAAGCCGACACCUUUUUUCAACAGUGAAGACAGAAGUUUGCACUAUCUUUCAGCUCCAGUUGGAGUUUUUUGUACCAACUUUUAGGAUUUUUUUUAAUGUUUAAAACAUCAUUACUAUAAGAACUUUGAGCUACUGCCGUCAGUGCUGUGCUGUGCUAUGGUGCUCUGUCUACUUGCUCAGGUACUUGUAAAUUAUUAAUUUAUGCAGAAUGUUGAUUACAGUGCAGUGCGCUGUAGUAGGCAUUUUUACCAUCACUGAGUUUUCCAUGGCAGGAAGGCUUGUUGUGCUUUUAGUAUUUUAGUGAACUUGAAAUAUCCUGCUUGAUGGGAUUCUGGACAGGAUGUGUUUGCUUUCUGAUCAAGGCCUUAUUGGAAAGCAGUCCCCCAACUACCCCCAGCUGUGCUUAUGGUACCAGAUGCAGCUCAAGAGAUCCCAAGUAGAAUCUCAGUUGAUUUUCUGGAUUCCCCAUCUCAGGCCAGAGCCAAGGGGCUUCAGGUCCAGGCUGUGUUUGGCUUUCAGGGAGGCCCUGUGCCCCUUGACAACUGGCAGGCAGGCUCCCAGGGACACCUGGGAGAAAUCUGGCUUCUGGCCAGGAAGCUUUGGUGAGAACCUGGGUUGCAGACAGGAAUCUUAAGGUGUAGCCACACCAGGAUAGAGACUGGAACACUAGACAAGCCAGAACUUGACCCUGAGCUGACCAGCCGUGAGCAUGUUUGGAAGGGGUCUGUAGUGUCACUCAAGGCGGUGCUUGAUAGAAAUGCCAAGCACUUCUUUUUCUCGCUGUCCUUUCUAGAGCACUGCCACCAGUAGGUUAUUUAGCUUGGGAAAGGUGGUGUUUCUGUAAGAAACCUACUGCCCAGGCACUGCAAACCGCCACCUCCCUAUACUGCUUGGAGCUGAGCAAAUCACCACAAACUGUAAUACAAUGAUCCUGUAUUCAGACAGAUGAGGCUUUCCAUGGGACCACAACUAUUUUCAGAUGUGAACCAUUAACCAGAUCUAGUCAAUCAAGUCUGUUUACUGCAAGGUUCAACUUAUUAACAAUUAGGCAGACUCUUUAUGCUUGCAAAAACUACAACCAAUGGAAUGUGAUGUUCAUGGGUAUAGUUCAUGUCUGCUAUCAUUAUUCGUAGAUAUUGGACAAAGAACCUUCUCUAUGGGGCAUCCUCUUUUUCCAACUUGGCUGCAGGAAUCUUUAAAAGAUGCUUUUAACAGAGUCUGAACCUAUUUCUUAAACACUUGCAACCUACCUGUUGAGCAUCACAGAAUGUGAUAAGGAAAUCAACUUGCUUAUCAACUUCCUAAAUAUUAUGAGAUGCUGGCUUGGGCAGCAUCCCCUUGAACUCUUCACUCUUCAAAUGCCUGACUAGGGAGCCAUGUUUCACAAGGUCUUUAAAGUGACUAAUGGCAUGAGAAAUACAAAAAUACUCAGAUAAGGUAAAAUGCCAUGAUGCCUCUGUCUUCUGGACUGGUUUUCACAUUAGAAGACAAUUGACAACAGUUACAUAAUUCACUCUGAGUGUUUUAUGAGAAAGCCUUCUUUUGGGGGUCAACAGUUUUCCUAUGCUUUGAAACAGAAAAAUAUGUACCAAGAAUCUUGGUUUGCCUUCCAGAAAACAAAACUGCAUUUCACUUUCCCGGUGUUCCCCACUGUAUCUAGGCAACAUAGUAUUCAUGACUAUGGAUAAACUAAACACGUGACACAAACACACACAAAAGGGAACCCAGCUCUAAUACAUUCCAACUCGUAUAGCAUGCAUCUGUUUAUUCUAUAGUUAUUAAGUUCUUUAAAAUGUAAAGCCAUGCUGGAAAAUAAUACUGCUGAGAUACAUACAGAAUUACUGUAACUGAUUACACUUGGUAAUUGUACUAAAGCCAAACAUAUAUAUACUAUUAAAAAGGUUUACAGAAUUUUAUGGUGCAUUACGUGGGCAUUGUCUUUUUAGAUGCCCAAAUCCUUAGAUCUGGCAUGUUAGCCCUUCCUCCAAUUAUAAGAGGAUAUGAACUGAGUUUUUCUUUUGUUGUUUGUUCUUAGCUGUAAUUCCUAUGCUUCUAUUUCAGAGAGCCAGGAGAGUUUGAUAUUAAAGGAGGUUAAAACUGUGAUCUUAUGCCAUGUCAUCAAUGGCCACUUAGGGGCCAUGGCUGAUGACACAUUCUUAUCUCUACAGUACUAAUGUGUUAUUAUAGAGCCAUGCAUUUUAUUUCUGAAUAAGAACAUAUUUAAACUAAUAUUCCCUUACAAUAUGGACAGUAUUAAUCCUUCCAAGAUGCAGUAUUUAUCAAGUGAAGCAUAUUUAGCAGCAAAUUCCAUUUUAACAUAACUUAGGAACCAAUAACCAGGGUGUUUUGUGGUUGGGGGAGGCACGGGGUGGAGUAUUCUUUUUUAUAUCCUCAAAACAAAAAAAAUCAAUACUUAUAUUUCAAUGGCAAUCUAGUAUUUUUUUAAAAGACUGUAUAGGCAUGAAUAAUAGAGGUGGUUUGAGUUUUGUAGGGCCAUCACCUGGAAAGUCAAUGUGACUAGACACAAAGUAGCCCAGAGGCUACUUUUCUUCCUACAGCUUAUUAUAGUUGUAGGUUCUAUGACCUCACUUCAUGGGUUCCAGGCAAUUCCGCUGAAAGGUUUGUCUCCUGAAAUUUUUUAAGUUUGUUUUCCUGACACAUGUAAUCAGAUGUGUAGCAACCGAGGGAAACGAAGCCUAACAUUCUCCAUUGUGGAAAUACACACAGGAGGUUACAUUUCACAGCGUGGAUUUUUCCAGCUUACACAUGUGGGAUGACAUCACAGAAACCACAAAAGCAGCAAAUUAAACUGUAGGAGAGUCAAUACUCCUGACGAGUCUCGGGGGGGGGGCAUUUUUAUGCCUUCUUAACUUUAUGAGAAUUCUCAGGCUGAACUAUAGGCCAUUGUUCCCAGGCAAAUCAAUACAUCAAUGCAUCCUCAAAAAAAAAAAAAAAAAAAAAAAACCGGCUAAAACUGUGUCAAAAUGUUCUUAAGGAGCCUAUGGUCUCCACGGUGCUAAAAAGAGCCUGGUGCUGGGCCGACUGGCAGGGCUGAGCAUCCUCCUGCCCCCUCGCCACUGAUGUUUACUAAGCACUCUGAGCCAAUGAGACCCCCAGCAGCAGAAAGGGCACAAGGUGGCGCCAGGGCAGCAGGGCCAGAUCUUUCUCAUGCACCUCGACCUCUUGCAGACUUUCUUCGUGAGAUGUACUACUCAUUUCAAAACUGCUUUGCAGGGCUCCCCUAUGUAUUCGGGGGGCCCACGGCACACUCAGGCUGGAGAUCCUUCCUCACUGCGCUCAAGAUGGCCUCAGCCAGACACCAGUUACCCAGCUGAAAGUCACAAUCCCUCCCAGAAGUCUCCCAACACUAGUGCUGACCAGAGGUGGGGCUCUCAGGCUAGGAGUUUCACACACAAUGACAGGCUGCUGGGGGACAUUGCAGGACCCCUUUUCCUCUCCUCUCCAUGCUAGAAGCCAGCCCUAGGCAGCUGCAGUUACUCCCUGUGACUCAGCAGCAGGCUGAUUCAACACAGCUGCCCACACAAAGCCAGUGGCUAAUACAUCUGUUUACCUUUCCCUAUCACCCAGACACAAGCCCCUUUCCCAGGUCAAACCACAGGCCGAUGCAUCUCCAGUUUGACAGUCAAAUCACUACUUCCAUUGCUACUUUAGAUCAGCCAAAGUGGUGACUGCUGCAGUGUGUGGCUAUCCCUACAAGGCCCACCCAAGGGAUGCCCAAAGCCCAACCUUCUCCAGGGCUGCAGCCCAGAGCAACCCCACCAGCCUAAGUCCAGCAGAGGACCUCCCACCCAAUGUCUUGUUCUAAUUAGAAGGGGAAGUUAGCCACAGAAAAUCAACUUAUCUAUAAUUACAAAAUUCUCUUGACUCACCUUAAAGUUCCUAUUGACAUCUACUGCUUUUAAACCUAUUUGAAAACUCUGAUACUAAAACAAAUGACACUCUAAGAAAGUUUGGGAGCCCCAUGCUGAGAACCAUUUCUGUGCAGUGAGGAUGUUUCCAGAAGCUACUUACCUACAUGUGAAUGUGCCAUUUUCUUUCCUUUUGUAGAGAAAAUCCCCUUUACUUUUUGGAACAGUAAUGGCAGCUUCUAGUACAGCCAUUACAGUUUCAUAUGAGAAAAAUUAAGAAUAACUAUAAAAUUGUUAAAAUAUCCAAUAAUGGAUAAUGAUGGCCAGAAGAUUUAACAUACAAAGUAAUUCUCAAUGUAAAGCUAUUCAGCUCUUCCAGGUUGAAUGCCCUGUAACCCACCCUGACCUUCCACAUCAUCUUCAAAAAGCAGUUUCUCUGUUCCCCAUGAUUCUCCUAUAAGGUAACUCUUUAGUCCUCCAUUUAGCACAUUUUAAAUCCUCCAAAGAAUAAGUAUCAUGUGAUUAUUUUAGCUUUACAAAAAAAAAGUUGAAUGGCGUUUUAUUUUCAUGGCCUAUAAGCAGGUACCUUAGUAGGGCAGAUAUAGGAAAAACAAAUUAGAGCAAAACAAAUCCUCUACAAAUCCAAGGCAGGAAAAGUGGUGGCAGAGUGACUCAUUCUCCUGUCCCUCCCAUCAGGUCAAAUCAGGAGGCUGCAGUGAAUGCCUGUUCUUUGAAUGUGUAGCAGUUGUUCCUGUAACUCUUUAAAACUUGGCUAUAGGCUGUUUAGCACAGUACAGAUUAAAGAUACAGUUACGUAAACAGCAAAGUAAUUUUAUAGUGCUUCAUCCAUUUAUCAUGCUUUGGUUUGCUAAUUUUUUCACAUACCUUUUUCUAUCACAGUCUGUUGCUUUUGUACACAUUUCUCAUAUUGGGGUUCGACAGGUAAACACAAACUGCUAUUUCAGUAGAAAAAGUUAUUGUUAUGAAUAUUAAACCCAAUAAAUUGUAUAAAGGUAAA
This is a messenger RNA of Homo sapiens (human), 10156 nucleotides long. It is a transcript of the gene ADAM12, whose product is annotated as ADAM metallopeptidase domain 12. The record is from RefSeq and is a predicted model, not a curated record. Gene Ontology annotation, molecular function: metalloendopeptidase activity; metallopeptidase activity. Bases 3706 to 5268 code for a protein of 520 amino acids. Gene Ontology annotation, biological process: proteolysis. Gene Ontology annotation, cellular component: plasma membrane; extracellular region. NCBI's taxonomy places the organism in Eukaryota, Metazoa, Chordata, Mammalia, Primates, Hominidae. The transcript is spliced from 13 exons.